Messenger RNA from Strongylocentrotus purpuratus (purple sea urchin), 892 nucleotides. RefSeq names its product macrophage migration inhibitory factor. The record is from RefSeq and is a predicted model, not a curated record. Gene Ontology annotation, molecular function: phenylpyruvate tautomerase activity. NCBI's taxonomy places the organism in Eukaryota, Metazoa, Echinodermata, Echinoidea, Camarodonta, Strongylocentrotidae. The transcript is spliced from 3 exons. Bases 237 to 608 code for a protein of 123 amino acids.
AUAAUUGAACGGGUAAGAACGAGAUAAGCUCGAUACCAUUAGUGAUCACUCAAUACUUUUGUGUUUCGUCCACAAUCCUUCUUUUAAUCAACUUGUAACACUCUGUUGGCGUUCUUCUCUCUUACGUGGCUUUCCGUGCAUCCUGGAUUUGGCACUUUAUAACUGCAAAACGUUAACGACAGAAGGAGAGGGAAGAAGUAAAAGAGAAGCAGAAAACUUCUUAUCAUUGAGGGAAAAUGCCAAUCAUUGAGUUAAUCUCAAACGUUUCAUCUGAUUCGUUACCGGAUGGACUCAUGGAAAGAACAGCGAAUUUCACAGCAGAAAAGCUUGGUACACCAUCAAAAGCAGUGGUUGUGAUGAUCAAACAUGCAGUCAUGUUUAGGUUUAGCAGUGAUGAGCCUUGUAUGCUAAUCAAACUAGAGUGCGUCGACGCCUUCAAUGACCAGGAGAAGAACAGAAAGUAUAGCAAAGAGUUCAUCGACUAUGCGGCAGCAGAGUUUAGUAUACCAGCACAGAGGAUCAACCUUAUGAUGGAAAACCAAUCAAUUUGGCAGAUUGGUUUACCAGACGGCCGUCUCCUUGGGGACAGAAUGAAAGGCGGGAAAUAACAGUGGAAUGUCUUAGAUGAGAGGAUAAUACUGCCUCUUGUCUGGAGAUCGAAGAGAAAAGGUGUCAUUAAAACCAAAAGCUGUAAAAGAUAUUAUUCUAUUAUUCCUAUCUAAAAACUCCCCCCCCCCCCCCCCGUCCCCGCCCCCAACAAAAAACAAAAAACAAAACAAAAACUAAAUUUAAAGUUGAUUUCAGUGUUUCUAUGAUCAUAAGAAUCUGCAAUUUAAGAGGGAAUAUCCUAUUACCACUGACCGAGACCCAAUCACACCCCCCCCCCCCCACC